AUGCUUGGUGUGAUCCGUUUCUACUGCUUGGCGAUAUUUGCCAUUACCUCUGGUCUUUUCUUCCAACGAAGUCAUGGACAGACUGUUACCCCGACGCAGUGUGCCACGAGCGUGCAUGCCAUCAUUGCCCGUGGACAAGCGGCGACUGGAGAAACCGGCUUUGAUCCAUUGAAUGUCAUGGCCUCGCUACAAAAUCUCAUCUUACAACAGAUUCCGGGCUCGACAAGUCUUGGUCUCCCUUAUCAAUACGGUGCAGAUGAUAAGUCUGUCGCUGUGCAUGAUGGAGCGCAGAUGUUGCAGAACUAUGUGACUAGCUAUGUGGCUAGUUGCCCAAAGGCGAAGAUCGCGGUUGUGGGUUACUCAUUGGGCGCAUGUCUCACGAUGGACGCAAUCUGCGGGACAUCUUCUAUUGGAUUUAUUCCAAUAACAGCUCUCGACAAGAAAUAUGCCUCCGACGUAAUUGCUGUGAUUGCAUAUGGAGACGAAACGUGGGUUCCACUGCAGUCAUGGAACGUGGGAACAUGCGAGGUUGGACUCGGAACGUUUCCUCGCUUGGCCCCUUGGACAUGUGAGCCUUUCGCUUCGUCUAUCCACAGCUAUUGUGAUAUUGGCGAUAGUCAGUGUUGUUCGCCGUUUCCGCUUGACAAUAAUGCGGCCCAUCAUGCCUACGUUGCCAAAUAUGAUCAGGACGUGGUGGACUUUAUCAAGCAACGGCUGUAA
Penicillium cataractarum is the source of this 720-nucleotide messenger RNA. RefSeq lists its product as uncharacterized. Gene Ontology annotation, molecular function: hydrolase activity. The transcript has 5 exons. The record is from RefSeq and is a predicted model, not a curated record. Bases 1 to 720 code for a protein of 239 amino acids. NCBI's taxonomy places the organism in Eukaryota, Fungi, Ascomycota, Eurotiomycetes, Eurotiales, Aspergillaceae.